GUAGUUCUCCUGGCCGUUCCAGCUUCCCCACAGGCCACACUAUAUAUAUUUUGUAAACAAUGAACACAAAAAUUUAAUUAGAAAUUAAAAUUUAGAAAACAAAUACCACCCUAGCACCAAUCUCUCCUCUCUCGUUCGCUCGAUAAAGGUUAAUAGCUCUCUGGAAUGGGAUUCAAUAAGGUCUAUCAAUGUUUGCAGAAUAUAUUUCCUCAGGUUGAUUCUCGUAUUCUAAAAGCUGUUGCUAUUGAGAACUCUAAGGAUGUUGAUACAGCAGCUGAGAUUGUUCUGACUGAGAUAAUACCUUACUUUUCUAGAAGAACUGUGGUUGUCGGUUCUUCCUCACAGAACCAGAGUCCUCCAGUGCAGCCAAAUGAAGCUGCAGAUGAGGAAGAAAGCAAUCAGUUGACGCGGCGAAAAGUAUUGGCUGGAAAAAGAGCAUGCUCUUCUACAGAACCAUUGUUGGAAACAGGAGAAGUUGUCAGAGAAACUCAUCUUACCAAUGCUGUCAGCAAUGUGGAUUCUCUUGAAGCAUCAAGUGCAGCUUCUAGUUCGAAAUUCCAUGAGAGCAAUAAUAAUGAAGCUGCUGAUAUUGAAACUGAGGAAUUGAUUUUGUUGGGGAAUGCUGAAACUCAGAAAGAUGAGUCUAGUUUAAGCUUGAAUACGUCAGAGGUUGAUAAUUCUAUGCUAUAUGCAAAUCUUGAAACUAAGGAGUCAGGUUCGUUAAGUCAAGACCGAACCAAAGACAUUGAAGAUGCAUUUUUGAGUACUCCCCAGGUUUCACAAUUCACCUCGCCUAAUGAUUCACCCUUGCUUUUGGGGAAUGCAGGUGGUAGUGGAAGCUCCAAUGAUAAGUUAAAUUUUGAUGAGCCCGUGAAUUUGAAUGAAGAUAUGUGCAGAAACAGUUCAUUAAAUGAAACCAUGGUAGGUGAAGAAAAUUCUGCUGGUCUGGUGGCUCCAUCAUAUUCUCCAGAGCAAAUGCCAGAAGACCCGAGGACUGAUCAGCAUUUUGAAAUUGGUUCUGUGAUUCACUCUAUUCAUUCUGAGAAACAAGGAAAAGGUUCAGUGGACCUUAAAUCCCAUCAGUACUGCUUUGGUGAAAUGAGUGAUAAUGAGGACGAUACCUUCAAUCCUGCUGUUAGUAGAUCUAGUCUGACAUGUCAAGUUGAUAUACUUGAAGAUAUCAUUGAAGAUGCUAAAAGUAACAAGAAAAUUUUGUUUCAGACCAUGGAGUCCAUUAUGAACUUGAUGAAAGAAGUUGAACUUCAAGAGGCAGCUGCAGAACAAGCAAAAGAGGAAGCUGCAAGGGGGGGCAUGUAUAUUCUUGUCAAGGUGGAGGAACUUAAACAGAUGCUGCUGCAUGCUAAGGAAGCAAAUGACAUGCAUACUGGAGAAGUAUAUGGGGAGAAAGCAAUCCUAGUCACUGAAGUAAAGGAGCUUGAAAAUCGCUUACUCAGCUUGUCAGAUGAAAGAGAUAAAUCUCUUUCCAUUCUUGAUGAGAUGCGUCAAACCCUCGAAGCUCGACAAUCUGUGGCACAGGAAUUGAUGAGAGCAGCAGAGCAGGAAAAGCUGGAAAAAGAGGAAUCUGCUCGUAAUAUUCUUGCUGAACAAGAAGCCAAAAUGAUGAAGGUGGUCGAAGAGUCCAAGAUUCUAAGGCAGGAGGCAGAAGAAAAUUCCAAGUUACGUGAGUUUCUUAUGGACCGUGGUCGAAUCGUUGAUGCAUUACAGGGAGAAAUAUCGGUUAUUUGCGAGGAUAUAAGAGUGCUUAAACAAAAGUUUAAUGAGCGUGUUCCAUUAAGUAAAUCAAUAUCCUCAAGCCAAACCAGCUGCAUCCUGGCCUCCAGUUCAUCUCUGAAAAGCGCAACAUCAGAGCGUGGUUCUCUGCAGUGGGAAACAGCUAAAAGCCGAGAGAAAAGAAGCCCAACCCCAUCUGUGAAUGGACAAUCACCGAAAAGCAGAUCUUCAGAUGAAAGAAACAAAGCUGAUGGCAAAGAACUGUCGGACGAUGGAUGGGAAAUUUUUGACAGAGAUGCCGAAUUCCAAGUUGUACAGUGAAUUCAUAUGAUCCAAAGAAGACCCCCAGUUAUAUAUAUACAUAUAACAUAAUACAAGACUGCAUUUUUUUUGUUCAA
Molecule: messenger RNA, 2129 nt
Organism: Hibiscus syriacus
Lineage: Eukaryota; Viridiplantae; Streptophyta; Magnoliopsida; Malvales; Malvaceae
Product: golgin candidate 5-like
Exons: 9
Coding region: 166-2052 (628 amino acids)
Molecular function (GO): ubiquitin binding
Source: RefSeq, a predicted model, not a curated record